Molecule: messenger RNA, 834 nt
Organism: Rotaria socialis
Lineage: Eukaryota; Metazoa; Rotifera; Eurotatoria; Philodinida; Philodinidae
Source: the annotation of a GenBank genome assembly
AUGAGUUCAACAAUAGUUCGUGUUUGUACAUUUAAUUUACGUCGUGAUGGUAUGGAUCGUGGUACACCUAAUGAUUGGGGUAAAAGACGACCAAUUAUGAAAAAAUGUCUUGAAAACAUGCAACCAACUAUAAUUGGAACUCAAGAAGGCAUUUUCCCACAAUUAAAUAAUAUUCUUGAUGAUCUCAAUGAAUCAUCAGAACGUUGGUCAUGGAUAGGUAAUGAAGCUGAUGAAUUGCAUUCAAUCAAUGCUAUAUUCUAUCGUCGUGAUUUACUCUCUCUUAUCUCUACGGAAACAUUUUGGUUUAGUGACCAUCCAAUAAAACCAGGUCCAGCUUGGGGCGCAAAAUAUUCAUGCGCUUGUACAUGGGCUCAUCUUGAAUAUAUAACAACAAGACAACCAUUUACGAUCUUCAAUGUUCAUUUAGACUAUCCAUCACAGAAUGCACGUCAUCGUUCUAUAGCAGUGCUUCUCUCUAAAAUAAAUGAAAAUUUUCAUGUUAACCAAGUUAUUGUUACUGGAGAUUUUAAUAAUUGGCCUGAAGAAGUUGAAGGUACAACACCUGUUCAAGAACUUAUUCGUUUAGGACAGCAUGCAUCGGAAAUUCAACAAAUGAAACAGGCUGAUUUCAUUGAUACACAUCAACAUGGUGAAAAAUCCACAUUUAAUGGUUAUCGAUCAGCUGGAUAUGGUCCAAAAAUCGAUUUUGUUUGGAUUACAUCAAAUAGUGUCUAUCAUGUUGCAGGUGAAACUAAAAUUGAUGAUUAUCAUGAUCAAAAUGGAUUUUUUCCAUCAGAUCAUUUCCCAGUUUAUGCUGAUUUAGCUGUAAAUUAG